AUGGACGAAUACCUAUCCACCCUCACUGUGAGCCGCAUGCUCACGCCCCACUCGGCCAUUGUCACCCCGCAGAGCAGCCUGGACAAGUACAUUCUCCGUUGUCUCCCCGCGUCUUCCCUGGACCCUGAGGUUCUCAAGAAUGUGAUGUCGGACGUGGGGUUUGUUAUCCGGGAAAAGUGCCAUUGGAUGGUUCAGUGCUUUGUGGAAAAGCUUGUCGACGAUGACACGCGGAUGGAUCUGAGCACGGACAGCCGCAACUAUUACGUCCUCACCGAGUGUUAUGCCUCUGACUCUCUUCAGGCCCUUGUUGUCACGAGAGACAGAGUCAAAAAGCCCUUUACUGAGGACGAGAUAAUACAGACCCUCUUACAGCUCAUUAUGCCCGUUGAGUUCCUUAUGAAGAUUGGGUGGCGUGACAAAAGCUUCUUUAAGCACGUCCUCCACCCUAAUCGUCUCCGUGUGAGCAACAACGGCUUGAUAUCCCUCGAUAUCUGCCAUGCCAUUGUGUCCAGCAAGAUCGUCCUCGAACAGUUUCGUGACGAACAAUCUUACAUGCCACCUGAGGCCAUCUUCAGCAACGCUUCUACAUAUGACGAGAGAAGUUUCAUCUGGACAAUAGGCUUUAUUCUCUUUAAUAUGAUGUGCUCCGGAUACUCCUACGGGGAGAUCAACUUCAGGGACGUGACUCACAAACCAGAUUAUGAAGGUGACACAGAUGAUGAAGGUAACGAAAAGUCUGAGAAAGAACGCAUAGAAGGCAUGGACAUGUAUCUCUAUGUUAGCAAACGAUUGAAUACAGAGCUUUCGAGGUACUACUCCAGGCAGCUGAGGGAGAUAAUAAAGACGAUGCUUUCUGCAUACUACGGUGAAAGGCCCACCAUUCUGAACAUCUACGCCCGCCCCUUCAUCUUUUCACACAUCAUGGACGUAUACAAAAUGAGGGGCGAGUUCUCUGUCGAAGGAGGGACGCCUCUGAUGGUUGCAGCACGCAUCGGAGACAUGCACUACAUUACCCAGUGUGCCUCGCAGUUUCACAUCCAGGACACCAAGGGAAGGACUGCUCUUAUGUUUGCAGCUGCCAAUGGGUGUGCGCAGGCCUGCGACUAUCUCAUCCCGCACGAGUCCAGUCAACGGGACUAUAAAAAGUGGACAGCGCUUAUGUAUGCCGCUGCAAAUGGGCAUGUCAACUGCGCCAAGCUCCUUUAUAUGCACGAAAACGGUCUUUGCAAUGUCGACAAUGAUACCGCGCUGAUUAUUGCUACCGAGCGGAACCAUGUGGAGAUAGUUGAUUUUCUGGCUCCAUUCGAGUCUGGAAGGGAGCGACAAAACGGGGAAAGCGCUUUGGUUGUCGCGGCAUGGCACUGCUAUCCGCGAUGCGUUGCCCUACUCAUGCAUACCGAAGCUCCCCGCUAUGCGGAGAGGGCGCUCAAGGCCGUCACAGACCCUCUAUGCAUAGGGUCCGAGGCCAAGAAGCAGGUUAUUAUAGCAAUGCUCACGGACUAUCUCGGCGCGAAGGUCCUGCCCCUUAAGUAUAUCAGUGAGCCGCGCGAAGAGUUCCUCACAGAGAACAUAGGGUUACUAGCGCAGACAAAUUCGUUACACAUACUCUAA
This is a messenger RNA of Giardia duodenalis, 1611 nucleotides long. Its product is annotated as Kinase, NEK. Gene Ontology annotation, biological process: protein phosphorylation. The transcript has a single exon. Bases 1 to 1611 code for a protein of 536 amino acids. The record is from RefSeq and is a predicted model, not a curated record. Gene Ontology annotation, molecular function: protein binding; ATP binding; protein kinase activity. Lineage: Eukaryota; Fornicata; Diplomonadida; Hexamitidae.